AUGAUCAAUUCUGAGUGGUAUCAAAAUUAAGCGGAUAAUGGGAGAUAAAAGAUUGAAAUCAUUUACAGAUACUACUUAGCUGAGCUAUAUAGAUUCUUUAAUGAGAAGCACUUAGCUUUCCCACUUUUCAACGAUCAACUUCUUAGUUUUGCAAAGAAAGAAGAUACAAACGAUAAUAUAAAGUUUAGAAUAGCAUACUUAAUGAUUUUGAAAGAUCAAAAUAUGGAUGAAGCUACUACUAAUGAAACAUUAAAGUUUCUAGCAGACUAUUUGAUAAUAAAGUAAACAGCAUGGAAAUAUCUUGUACAAGCAUUUGUUAGAAUAAAAUGCGCCAGAUCAUCUGAAAAACUAUUGGCUUACUGA
This is a messenger RNA of Stylonychia lemnae, 363 nucleotides long. NCBI's taxonomy places the organism in Eukaryota, Ciliophora, Spirotrichea, Sporadotrichida, Oxytrichidae. The record is from the annotation of a GenBank genome assembly.